AUGGGGACACGAUUCAAAGGUGACACCAAAGACCCAGCGGUCAAUGUCACCAAUUGGGUUCUUCUAGUCACGAUAAUAUUUAGUGUCUCUGCUCGAUUGGGAACUAAGAUUCGACUGUUCAAGAGACUCACCGCAGACGAUCUCCUGAUCAUUGCAUCUCUGGUUUUUGGCAUCGGUCAGAGCAUUGUUGUUUCGCUGGCAGUUGGGUCUGGUUAUGGAAAGCAUUUUAAAGAUGUAUCCAGCGCCGAUAUGGAACAGGUGAUGAAAAAUCUUUUUGCGGGGUCUGUUUUGUACCUCCUAAGCCUCACGUUCUCGAAACUAUCCCUAGUCGUGUUUAUCCGGAGUCUUACACCAUCCGCCAAAGACAAGUGGCUCGCCCGUGGAGCCGAGACCAUCGUAUAUGUCUGGGCACUUAUUGCAGUCUUUGGGACUGCAUUCCAAUGCCCUCUGCCUCGUACCUGGGACUUCCAGAGCGGUCACUGCUUUAACCUGUUGACCUGGCGCUACUUCAUCGCUGUCUCCAACAUCGUUACUGACCUCUUGAUUGUCGCUCAGGCGAUGGUCCUGGUUUCUAGCGUCCAAACGACACUGGGGCGGCGCCUAGUUUUUGCGGGUAUCUUCCUACCUCGGCUCUUUGUGACAAUCGCAAUAAUCGGCGAGAUCGCCAUCCUCAAGAAAGGCACGAAAAGCAACGAUCCAACAUUUCAGAUGUGCGAAAUCACCAUUUUCGAAGUGAUCACCCAGUGCCUCAGUAUUGUGACGGCCUGUUGGGGACAACUCAACCCCUUCCUGUCUUGGAUGCGAUCGAACGGACUCAAGCUCUAUGGCGUGGAAGACCCGACUUCUUGGAGUUACAGGAUGCGCUCGCAAUCACAAGGGCGGUCCAAGUCGUGCGAUCGCAAGAACAAAUUCGAAAACCACGAAACCUUCCCUUUGCCGAUGCGACAAGAUCGAAUUCUGGUCACGCAGGAUUGGGAGGUCGACAGUCAGUCGAGCCAGGCGCACAUAAUGGAGUCGCAAACACACCACUAG
This is a messenger RNA of Penicillium mononematosum, 1032 nucleotides long. RefSeq lists its product as uncharacterized. Lineage: Eukaryota; Fungi; Ascomycota; Eurotiomycetes; Eurotiales; Aspergillaceae. The transcript is spliced from 4 exons. The record is from RefSeq and is a predicted model, not a curated record. Bases 1 to 1032 code for a protein of 343 amino acids.